AAGUGAACUCUUUGGUGAACGGAAAUUCACCCUCGUGGGUGGGGAGGUACUAAAACCUCAAGUCCUGCGAUAGACCGGAAGUCCGCGAAGUGUUAUGGGCUCACGAUCUAGGACCUUGCGAAUCCUAACUUAACCUGACUCAGCUGUAGUCACAAACAAAAGUUUCAAGUUUUGACAGCCGGACAUUAUUCACCACACCUAAGGUUACUCGUGGAUUAUUAGUCCUGAAAGAAAUGACAUACAAAUUAGAAAUGUUAUCGUUUUUGCCGGUUUUCACCCAGGUCGUCUGGGACGCCAAGUGUGUUUGAUUGUGGACCCCUAAGUCCACAAGUGGUUAGUGCGUAAACAUCUCUCAAACUUAUUCAAUUUCAGACCAUUUAGGACUCAUUUUUUUCGAAAAUGAAGCAGUCUAUAAUAACUCUCAGCAGAGUUGAACUUUCAAUAUACUUUGUCGGUUGGGUAUCUGGAAUCUUUUAUGCAAUAUAUCACGUGCAUUUGCAGACAAGCGCAAGUAAAGAUUGGUAUCCAGUAUUUCAACAACCAAAAAUCCCAGGUUGGAGUUGGAUCGGGGGUAAGCGGGAUGUAUCAGAUCCAGAGUGGAAGGUUUGGAUACCUUUUCUUUAUAGACUCUUUCCAUGGGUUAGUGUCCACAUUGUCGGCGGGCAAAUAAUUAGAUCUUUCUUCAAUUCCUCGAUAUUGUGCUGCUGGUAUAUUAUUAUAACUUUAGCACUCAUCCUGUCUUCCGUUGGAUUUCCAACUGUUAUAUUUUUACUGAUGCAGCCUUUGUUAUCAUGUCUGUUUAUGCUCACCAAAGGCAAAACUUUGCUUUGGACUACUCACUUAUUGUUUGUGGGAAUAUUGAAUGUUAUUAAAAAUCCAGAUUGUAUUGUGAGCAGAUGGUUGGGUGUCAAUGAAGAUGAAUAUAAUUUGAUAAUAAUUGUCUUUGCAUGGAUUCAACUGAAAAGUAUUGCUUUUAGUUUAGAUUGUGUAGCUAAAUAUGAGCAAAAGAGUUUCAAGGGAUUUCCUACGGAGUUUGUACAAAUUUUGGCAUACUGUCUUUAUUUGCCAACAUUUUUUUUUGGCCAAUUAAUUUUGUACCAAGAAUUUGUUAAUGGGAUUAAUACACCGUUUGAAAAAUGGACUUCCAAGAGAGUGGGAACAGUUUUUCUUUAUUUGUCUAGAUACCUAUUCUGGGUAUUUUUUACUGAGUUUGCUAUGCAUUUCGUUUACAUCAAUGUUCUACAUUUUCAUCCUAAAAUGGUUUCCAACUUUAGUAGUUGGGCAUUAUAUGGAUUUGGCUACUGUAUGGGACAAUACUUUUCAAACAAAUACGUUGUAUUAUAUGGAUUUUCUAGUGCAAUUGCACGUGCAGAAAAUAUUGCUGACUUAAAAACACCCAAAUGUAUUGGUAGGAUUCAUCUGUAUUCUGAUAUGUGGAAGUAUUUCGAUAGAGGGUUACAUAAGUUCCUAGUCAGGUAUAUCUAUUUGCCCAUUGCAGGCCCUACUUCUGUGCUUCGAAAAAUUUUUGCCUCUUUCACGUGCUUUGCAUUUGUUUAUGUAUGGCACGGUACACGAAUGUACAUAUUCAUAUGGUCAGCUUUAAACUUUGUGGGUGUGACGAUUGAGAGCUUGGCAAGAAUAAUUGCAAACUCUAAAAUUUAUGUUGAGGCUGAAAGCAAACUUUUGGGACCUAGAAAUGUUAGACGUUUUCAUUGUAUGAUAGCGAGUCCAUUACUGGCAAUGUCAGCAAUAUCCAACUUCUAUUUUUUUGGUGGUCGAGCAAUUGGAAACAUUUUUAUGCAGCGGAUAUUUAGUGAUUCAUGGACAAGUCUGAUCACACUAUUUUCUAUUCUAUAUUGUUGCUGUCAAAUUUCUACAGAAUUAAAAAAUAGGGAAAUCAAAAAAUGUCUGACUAGCAAAAGUGAUUAGAAGAAUACCUAUUAUCAAAUGGCAAAUCAAUUUAAUGAGUAAACUGUGCAGUUAUCUGCCUUAUUCAUCUAGAUGCCAAAAUGUCAAAGCUUCUGCUACUAUGCCUCUUGGUUUUUCAAGGGAAGAGAAAAUCAAUGAGCCAUCAUUUUUUCAACAAUCUGUUCUAGUUUGCUUUUAUUGAAAAACUAACAACGAUUUAUAAUAAAUGACUUGGGCUGGA
Athalia rosae (coleseed sawfly) is the source of this 2149-nucleotide messenger RNA. RefSeq names its product protein-cysteine N-palmitoyltransferase Rasp. The coding region runs from base 400 to 1929 and encodes 509 amino acids. Gene Ontology annotation, molecular function: palmitoyltransferase activity. The record is from RefSeq and is a predicted model, not a curated record. NCBI's taxonomy places the organism in Eukaryota, Metazoa, Arthropoda, Insecta, Hymenoptera, Athaliidae. Gene Ontology annotation, cellular component: endoplasmic reticulum. Gene Ontology annotation, biological process: protein palmitoylation. The transcript is spliced from 7 exons.